This is a messenger RNA of Pestalotiopsis fici W106-1, 576 nucleotides long. RefSeq lists its product as uncharacterized. The transcript has a single exon. Gene Ontology annotation, molecular function: transmembrane transporter activity. The record is from RefSeq and is a predicted model, not a curated record. Gene Ontology annotation, biological process: transmembrane transport. Bases 1 to 576 code for a protein of 191 amino acids. Gene Ontology annotation, cellular component: membrane. Lineage: Eukaryota; Fungi; Ascomycota; Sordariomycetes; Amphisphaeriales; Sporocadaceae.
AUGACCGCCAAGGCUGAAGCCAAGACAUUGGCCAAUGGUGUUUCAAUACCCGAGCCGGUGGAUGAUUCAGGUCGUUCCUCUCACUCUGGCAUUCAAGUGACGAACAAGGCCACUGAAAAGCAGAUCAUUCGAAAGAUUGACUGGUGGCUCGUUGGCUUCUAUUCCGCGGUUUACAUAUUCCGUGUGAUCGACUCAGCCAACUACUCGAAUGCCGCAAUCAUCAACCUGGAGAAUGGCACAGGCAUCAAAAAGCAACUCCGACUAGACGCCAGUCAAUGGGCAUGGACCUUAUCCAUUUUUUCAUACAGUUACCUAAUUUUUGAACCGCCAAAUACACUGCUUUUGAAGACUUUCCGUCCUUCACGAUGGAUGUUCGUCCUCAUCCUCGGCUGGGGCAUUUCGGCCUGCUCAUCGUCCGCAGUAAUGGAUUUCAAGGGGAUGAUGUGCGCAAGAUUUGCUAUCGGCUUAGCUGAGGCUGGUUUCUUUCCAGCCGUUCUUUACCAUGUAGUAUGGUUGGAGUCCAGGAAUGCUCUUAUUGUUGUAGCUGCUGACCAAAAAAACCAGAGUGCUUCCUGA